AUGCAAGCAAAGCGCCAGCUCUCCUUCCCAGUGCCUUUUUGCACCCUGAGUUGGCAGGACCUCGAAGUGGCCUACCGCACUCCCCAUGGUCGGCGCAUCACGUUGCAUCGCCAAUCAGGCUACGUGGAAGGUGGAUGCAUGAUGGCCAUCAUGGGCGCCUCUGGUGCUGGCAAAAGCACUCUGCUGGACACACUGACAAAUCGGAAGACCUUGGGAGAUGUUUCAGGCAAAGUCUAUGUCAACGGCCGUGCCCAGGACGAGCAUUUCUUCUUGGCUUCCGCCUACGUUCCGCAGGAAGAGAACUUGGUCUCGACAAAUACGGUUGGAGAAACCGUGGAGUUCUAUGCCGACUUGACCAUGCCGAAACAGGUUCCUAAGAAGAUGCGUCAAAAGGCCGUCUCGGAGCGCUUGCAGUCCGUGGGCCUCGCGGACAAGGAGGCCAAGUUCGUCGGGGGUCGCCUCCCGGGGGGCUUCAGCAUCCGCGGCCUCUCGGGGGGCGAGCGCCGGCGGUUGAACAUCGCGGCAGGUGUUGUGCAUUCGCCUCCCUUGGUUUUCUUGGAUGAACCGACCAGUGGAUUGGAUGCCUUUUCAGCUCUGUGCGUCAUGGAGAGCAUCCGAGCACUGGCGCGAGCAGGCCAUGUGGUGGCCUGUACCAUACAUCAGCCGAGACAAGCCAUUGUAGCCAUGUUCGACAAGGUCUUGUUUCUGGCGUGUGGGCAUUUGGUCUACAAUGGUGCUCCCAGUGGUCUGAAGGAUUGGUUGAUGUCCUCGAAACUUUGGGAUCAAGAUCGGGCCUUGACCACCUCCAUCACGGACAUGGUUCUGGACUGUAUCACAGUGGGAUUUGAGAAACCGCCCCACAUCUAUGGCAUGCACACCUUGCGAGUCGAAAAAGAUGUGGAGGAACUGGCGGAGGCCUACAACAGAUCAGCUCCGAAGGCUCAUUUGGGUGGCACUUCACUUCCGCCGGUGAGCCGUCUCGUUCACGAGCGCCCGGGUUUUGUGCGACAGUAUUGUACCCUGCAACGGCAGCAGUUGCGAAGUACUCUGCGGUCCCCUGGGACUUUGGCGGCCAGAGUGGGACUGCAUCUCUUGACUGGGAUCCUCAUGGGAUGUGUUUACUAUGACAUGGAGCUGAGCUAUAUUCAAAAGCCCACAGGGCUUCGGAGAGUGCUACCUUUGCCCCUGCAGCCUCACUCCAGCAUGCCGGAGAAUCGCGUAGGAGUCCCAGGUGACCCCAGCAGCGCCCAAUUCAGUCGACUCGUGACCAUGGUUCGCGUGUCUUCUGCAACCUCGGGAGAAUGUGUGGCCACGGUGGAGGAGGAGGAGUUGCUCGAAGGCUACGAGAUGUUGGGGUUCCAGCAGAUGUUGGACACGAGCGGCGCGACCGUGCUGGCCUUGAAGAGGCAUUUGAGCGGUCGAAUUGGAAAGCCACGGUUUCGACAGAGAUUGCUGUGUGGAGAGCGGGAGCUGGAGGAUGAAGAUGAAAUCUCUUCAGCCUUGGAAGCUCAACUGGUGCUUCUGGGUUUCUGGCCCUCGGAAGCCAAGGAGGAUGAGGAAUUCAUUACUGCCUGUGCGGAGAACGACCUCACCGUCCUGGAAAGGCUACUGAAGAAACCUCAAUGUCCUGAUACCAGCGACAUCGAUGGCUGGCCUGCCUUGCACACUGCCGCAGCCGCGGGACAUGAGGAUUGCGUCUCGAUGCUCUUGGAGGCUCGGGCGGAUCAGGACAAAGCCGCGUUGGAGGACAGUUCCGCACCCCUACACUGGGCGGCCGGCCACGGUCAUUUGGGUGUGGCACGUUUGUUGCUGGAGGCCCGGGCUCAGCAAGACCAUUCCGCGUCGGAGAGCCGUUGGACGCCCUUGCAUUCUGCUGUGCUGGGUGGCCAUGUCGACAUGGUUACCCUGCUCCUUGAUGCUCGAGCUGCCUGCGAUCAAGCGGGGACGGAGCGUGGUCGGACGCCACUACAUUUGGCAGCCAAUCAGAGUCACGUGGAAGUCGUGCGCAGAUUGCUGGCAGCACGCGCUGAUGUCGAAAAAGAAGAUACCAAAAAAAGAUGGAAACCCAUUUGUUUCGCGGCCGCUGCUGGCAAUGCACAGGUUAUGAAGGCGUUGUUGGAAGUUCAGGCUGACGUGAACGACUCAGACAGUUGGGAUGUUGCACCUCUGUUCUUGGCAGUUGACAAUGGCCACUGUGAAGUGGUGCGCCUGCUCUUGGACGCCAGAGCCAGGUGUACGGCCGAGCCCCUGCGAGCGGCGGCGGAGAAUGGGGAUGCGAAAGUGGUGGGGAUGAUGUUGGAAGCAGGUGCCGAUGCCAAUCCGGACGACUGCCCAAAUAACUGGACACCGCUGCAUGCUGCUGUGGAAUCGCAUCGUUCGGAGGUGGUUCCUUUGCUGCUGCAAGCUGCUGCUGAUCCCAACAUUUCGCGGACAGAGGACGGCUGGACCCCCUUGCAUUUCGCGGCUCGGAGCGGUGACCUGAAAAUUGCGCGUUGCUUGAUGGCCGCUGGGGGAAACAAAGACAAGCCCGGCUUCUUUGAAGGCCGCUGGAACCAGACCCCAUGGCAUUUGGCAGCCAAGUAUCGUCACGAAGCAGUAGUGGAGUUAAUGCUGGGCCCGAAGGUCCUUUUUCUCAUGGCACUGGCACAGACGGUUACCCCGAACUGUGCCAUGCCCUUUUUCAUUGAUGAUCGCCAAUACUAUACCAAAGAGUCUGCAGCUCGUCUUUACGGCGCGUUGCCAUAUCACUUGGCCAAUGCAGUCAGUGAGGCAGUGGUAUGUGCCAUCAAUGGCGUUCUGGCCUCCGGCAUUGCCACUUAUUUGGCAGGGCUCCCCUUGAGCGGGCAGUGGUUUUCGACCAUGGCGUUCCUGGUCUCACACCACAUGUGCUCGAGCGCCCUGGUUCAGAUGUGCGCACGCUUGGCGCCCAACCAGGAUGUGGCAUUUGUGCUCAGUGCGGGCUACAUCAUCGUCUGCAUGUUGUUUGCCAACAUCGUGGUGAAAGUUUGCACGGUGACGCCAUAUCUGGCCUGGAUCCGAUGGGGCACCUUCAUGUAUUUCUCCAUGGCAGGGCUCAUUGAGGUCGAGUUCCAAGAUACCAUGGAGCAAGGUUAUCCUGCUGGAGAGCGUGCGAUCGAAGGUUUCUUAAUACACUAUGACUAUGGUGAUGAAACGUACACGUUGCACAAAGAGAGUUGUUUCCUGAUUGUUUGGUGUUUCUACACCCUCUUCUCCAGCAUUGGUUUUUUGGCCCUGAAAUUUGGGAGCAAAUCGCAGGUGUAG
Molecule: messenger RNA, 3282 nt
Organism: Cladocopium goreaui
Lineage: Eukaryota; Dinophyceae; Suessiales; Symbiodiniaceae
Source: the annotation of a GenBank genome assembly